UAUACACCCAUCACUCCCCACUCCCUCUUCAUCAGCAGCCACCAUUCACUCACCACCACUGCUCUAGUCUAGAGAGAGAAUUUGUAGCGAUUUGUGUUAGAGAGAGAGAGAGAGAGAUGGAGGGCAAGGAGGAGGAUGUGAGAUUGGGAGCCAACAAGUUCACAGAGAGGCAACCGAUCGGGACAGCGGCACAGGGCGGAGACAAGGACUACAAGGAGCCACCUCCGGCGCCGCUGUUCGAACCAAGCGAGCUGACUUCGUGGUCGUUCUACAGAGCUGGGAUCGCGGAGUUCAUGGCCACUUUUCUCUUCCUAUACAUCACCAUUUUGACGGUGAUGGGUGUAGUUCAGUCCAAAACCAAGUGCUCAACGGUCGGAAUUCAAGGCAUCGCAUGGUCCUUCGGCGGCAUGAUCUUCGCCCUCGUCUACUGCACUGCCGGCAUCUCAGGGGGGCAUAUAAACCCGGCGGUGACGUUUGGGCUGCUAUUGGCUCGGAAAUUGUCGUUGACGAGGGCGGUGUUUUACAUGGUGAUGCAGUGCCUUGGUGCGAUAUGCGGAGCUGCUGUGGUGAAGGGCUUCCAAAGCAGCAGCAAGUACGUGAUGCUUGGUGGUGGGGCCAACGUUGUUAACCCUGGUUACACCAAAGGCGAUGGCCUUGGUGCUGAGAUCGUCGGUACCUUUGUCCUUGUUUACACCGUCUUCUCCGCCACUGACGCCAAGCGUAGUGCCAGAGACUCCCACGUCCCUAUUUUGGCACCAUUGCCAAUUGGGUUCGCGGUAUUCUUGGUGCACUUGGCCACCAUUCCCAUAACUGGUACAGGUAUCAACCCAGCAAGGAGUCUGGGUGCAGCCAUUGUCUACAACAAGGACCACGCAUGGGAUGACCAUUGGAUUUUUUGGGUGGGACCAUUUAUUGGAGCAGCACUCGCAGCUUUGUAUCACCAGGUCGUGAUCAGAGCAAUUCCCUUCAAGUCCAAAUGAUGAUCAUGAUCAUAUUUGGAUUCACAUGCUUUCAUUUCUAGCCGUUGAUUAUCCUCUUUUGUUUUUUCGUUUUUUCUUUUUAAUGUGGUUUUGUGUAUGUAUUGGAUCUCUAGAGGAUGUAGUAUGUUAUGGAAAAGAGCUUUUGCUGCUGUUUGAUAUGUAUGGUCCAAGUAGGGCCCAAUCAAAAGUCGAUGGAUGGGGUUAUUGGAUCAUCUUGUGUUGUAUAUGUAUGUGGGGCUGGCAAUGGCAGUGCAAUUUGAAAUUGGUCAUAAUAAUGAGAGCAAACCGACCAAACCUAGUCUUUCAUAUCA
Camellia sinensis is the source of this 1291-nucleotide messenger RNA. RefSeq names its product aquaporin PIP1-2. The record is from RefSeq and is a predicted model, not a curated record. Gene Ontology annotation, biological process: transmembrane transport. Gene Ontology annotation, molecular function: channel activity. Gene Ontology annotation, cellular component: membrane. Lineage: Eukaryota; Viridiplantae; Streptophyta; Magnoliopsida; Ericales; Theaceae.